AUGGCGAUCGGCGGCCCCGAUGACGGCGCCGGCAGCAGAGCGAAGAAGCAGAGGGUGGAUGAGCAAGGGGACGGAAGCGAGGCGGUGGGUGCGGAUCCGAUCCCGGUGGACCACAUCUCGAUGCUGCCGGAUGACCUGCAGCGGCGCAUCCUGACGCACCUCACCCUCAAGGAGGCCAUCCGCACAGGGGCGCUCGCGCGCGGGUGGCGCGAUCUGUGGAGGAGCCGGUGGGACUGUGGCUCCGUCGAGGUGCGCCUCCACUCCCGCAACGACCCGCGGAGGGAGCUGGGCGCGUUGGAGCAGGAGCCGCCACCGCGCCUCCGCAUGGACCGUUUCUCCCUCGUCGCCGAGACCUCCUGGCUCAAGUCCUCGGAGCUCAGGCGCUUCAUCAGGUACGCCGCAGAUUGCCGCGUUGAGGAUCUCCACGUCGAGACGCGGAAGAGCGGCAAGAACAAGCUCAACUUCCACCUGCCACUAUCGAGCCGGACCCUCGUGUGCCUCUCGCUUCACCGCAUCAGCAUCUCCAACACGUACUACAGGGGCGCCCGGCAGUUCCGCGCUCUCGAGGCAAUCCGGCUCUACUCAGUCUCCAGUAAGGUGGGUUUCACAACGAUGAUGGAGCUGUGCCCUAGCCUCGUCACUCUCGACCUGCGCGGCUGCAACAUCCACUGCGACAUCCGCUACGACACUGGCACACGCUUAUUGUUAGUGCCGCGGACCGUCAAGAGUGUCACCGUUGCGGAGUGCGACGGGUAUUCCAAAAUGUGGCUGAUGCUCACGCGUAACCUCUGCUCCUUCCGCUACAGUGGCGACGUCUGCCGCGGGCUCUUCUACCUUCCAUGGGAGGGCAGCGUGCUUGCUGAUCUCUAUAUUCGGUCUGACAACCGGCUAGUAUCAAACCAGCACAAUAUCGAUAGUUUGACAUUUUCUAUCCCCAAGAAUAUACCAGGCCUCAACGUUCUCACCAUUUGUUGCAAUGCCCUCCAGCUCCCGGCUUUCAGUAACGAGCCCAUGGAAGGUCCUAUUGAUGAGGUGAGGGAAGAGCCACCUCAGGAUGGCUUUGACAACCUUGUGAUGAUAAAAGUCAUGAACUUCAAUUGGUGCUCUACUGAGGUGCAACUAUUGAGUUUUUUGUUGAGGAAAGCUAGCUCUCUGCGUAAACUAUUGAUAGUUUCUCCUAAUGUCACUCCGCUGGAUAUGCCUGGGGUACAAGAUGCAGACCUUUUGCUUCUGAAAGAAGCUUUAGCCAAUGGUAAGAUAAUGCUGAGUGAGUCUGACGAUGCUACAAUUCAACCAUAUCAUUCCGAGGCCUUUAUCAAGUUCUAG
Messenger RNA from Miscanthus lutarioriparius, 1326 nucleotides. The record is from the annotation of a GenBank genome assembly. NCBI's taxonomy places the organism in Eukaryota, Viridiplantae, Streptophyta, Magnoliopsida, Poales, Poaceae.